This is a messenger RNA of Anopheles bellator, 5012 nucleotides long. RefSeq names its product RNA pseudouridylate synthase domain-containing protein 1-like. Gene Ontology annotation, molecular function: pseudouridine synthase activity; RNA binding. The transcript is spliced from 3 exons. Bases 742 to 1644 code for a protein of 300 amino acids. Gene Ontology annotation, biological process: pseudouridine synthesis. NCBI's taxonomy places the organism in Eukaryota, Metazoa, Arthropoda, Insecta, Diptera, Culicidae. The record is from RefSeq and is a predicted model, not a curated record.
ACCAGUGUGAUAGAAAAAAGGAUACGGUGCUGGUGCGAGCUGCGUGUAUUUGUGAUGAACGGGGAAAAAACGGAACGAGCCGUCCGCAAAACCCUGGCCAGUGUAGGAAUUCGCAAUCGAAAGGCGUACGCGUACCUUGCGUGCCGUCGUUGCCGCGUGUCCGUUGUUCCCAUGCGGUUAGCAGUGGGAAAAUCCGCCACCGAAGCAGCCUCUCGCACUGGCCACAGCACCAAUAGCACCACCAGUGGAGUGGCGGUGUGAAGGCUGUGUCAACACCAGACGCAACAAAAAGUGAACGAAAAAGCACCAGCGCCCGGAAUCGACCCCGUAAGGAUUGUGUUUUCCUCGAACCGUUUCUCGGUCCACCUUCUGUUCCUUCACAACCGCUCGCUUUUUCGCUACGUUGCGUGUCAAUGGGAAAAAGGGUCGAUCCGAGAAAGGAGCACAGUGCACAAGCCACGGCACUCGACAGCACUUCGACGCGCCUGCACGAGGAUGCAGCGUGAAUUAAUAAGCAGCUAGGAUUCUAGAACAGGGUCACUCUCGUUUGCUCGGAAGGAUCUGUGCGCUGUCAGGCAUCGGGUCAACAGUACAACGCUUCGCGACCGUUGCCAAAACGGGCCCAAACCAUCCCCGAGCCUGCCCCCUCCCGGUUCAGAUCGAGCGAGCCGCCAGCGUGUCAGGCCGAGCGCGCAAGAGAGUGAACCGAACGCCGCGCGCGAGUGAGCAUCACUCCUCAGAAUGAUAGAUGAAAUUAUAGAGCGCAUAGUUCAGUUCUUCUCCACCGGCCUGGUGGAGAAAAUCGUCAAAGCUUUCCUCGUGCUAUGCGAUCGCUUCGUCAACUUUAUUCUUUCACUCUGCGAGGGCAACAACUACAAGAAGAAGGACGAAACGGUGGACGUGCUGUACACCAGCGGUAACUUUCUAGUGAUCAACAAAAAGCACGAUCUGCUGAUCAAUUCGAACGACACCAAAAAGAAAACGGUGCAAACGAUCAUGCGAAAACAGUUUCCUGAGUACGUACAGGAUAAUCUAACGCACGAUUUUUACUUUGCCCAUCGACUAGACUUCGCCACGAGUGGGAUAUUGUGCAUUCCGUUGAACAAAAAUGCCUGCAAGGAAGUGUGCCAGGUUUUCGAAGAGCAGCGAGCUCGAAAGUAUUAUCUAGCUUUGCUACGCGGUCAUACCGAUUUUGACGAGGAGGUGAUCGACAUAGCGAUAGGAGAGGACAUUCGGUUUAAGGACACCAGCAAAAAAAUGUGUACUAUCCUCGAAGAGGAACGCUGCCAAAACCCGCGACGCAGCAUUACGAAGGUGCUGGUGUUGGAUCGGGGCUACUACAAUGGAAAACCGGUCACCAAAGUUCUUUUGCGGCCAAUCACGGGUCGGCGGCACCAGUUGCGGUUGCACUGCGCCCAGAUCGGUCACGUCAUCGUCGGUGACUACACGUACAGUCUCAAGAUCGACACGUCACCGCCACGAAUGUUUCUGCACGCUUUCCGCCUGGUGCUGCCCAACACUAUCGAGAACCUCGAUAUUCAGACCGACGAUCCGUUUACGGAGAAAGCGCUAAAGUACAAGUGGAGGGUGGUAGAACAGGUGAACAGCAUUGCCAAUGCCUUCGAUAUCAUUGACUCAUUUUAACAUUUGUGGGAACCAUGUAGGAUAUACUUUUGUAGGUCACGCUCGUUCACGUUUAGAUUGGAUCAUUUUCGGCGCCGGUUGAAUGUAAAUAUUCGAUCCUUCUCCCGAAUUUACUCUCUCUAGAACAAUUGUUUUGCAACUAGUCGGCAAAGAAGCCGAAAGCACAAAAGAAAGGAAACCGGACGCAUCGAAACCGUUCUCAACUUGCAAAUCCAAUUAGUUUCGUUCGAUAGCACAAUUGUUGUUUUACUUUUCACUCACAAUAGUUCAGUGUCCUUUUGCGAAAUGGACGGUUCCCUCGUUUGUUCGAACAUCCGUUACGGGAGUUAGCGUAGCUCAGUCAGACUGUUGAUACCGGUGGAUGCUUGAGUUCGUGGCAGUGCGCAAUCAGCUUAUGGAAGUGUGCGGAAAAUUAUUACAUUAUAGCCCACGCACGUGGCGAUGUUAAUGCUGGAACAGUAGGGUAAGGGAAAAACUUAUACUAGUCAUCACACAAAGACACCUGCACGAUCAGCGCGGUAGUAUAGUGAAAGAAAAUAACUAAACACAUGUUGACCCGAAACAUACAUAAAUUUCCUAUUUAUCCACUCGGAAUCGACGACGGAUGGUUGGAAAUAAGACUGUAGUCUAGAGAAACAAAACAAACCUAGUUUCAGCAUCUUUAACGGCGAAGCAAAACACUUAAACAGGUCGUCGCUAGGCGCUGCGAAUAGUUUUCGAGGACUUCAACGUAGAUUAGUGCGAUCGUUAAGAUUAACCGCAUGGAACGGUGCAACGUCUGUGCAACCCAACAUUGCAGCUACGUAGCGCUGCUUGAACAUUGGACUUUGUUUCACUCAAACCCUCUUGCAUAUUAAUUAUGGACUAUGAAAUUGUUGAAGAAGAAAAAACAUGAAAACUAGAAAAAAACAAACAAUCCUUCGCAAAUAGAAUCGUGAAACAAUGAAACGCAAACACAAAUGCAUUAUAAAGUUUGAGGAGUAGAGGAAAUAACUAGAUAGCGAUUUACUACUAAAAUGCCACCUUUUUCUCAUGCGUACUUUGCAACACACAUAGUUCACAUUGCGGACGGUGAGCGAUGCGAAAAAAAAGAAUCCAACAACCGUUCACAGAGCGUAGCACGUGAAGCACACCUUUCCCAUCCGUCGGAAAUGAGUCACUAUGACCCGGAGAAAAGCCCCGAAAUAGCAGUUUCUCACGCUUGCACGCCGAACUGAAUUGUUUUUCCCAUGUAAUUAACUUUUUUCUCUACCGAGUGCUGCUCGAGCUUUGUAUGAUCAGCAUGCAAAGUGGUUGAUCUAAGUAACGUGUUUUGUUUCAGCAUCACAACAUAAUACGAUGCGCUCAUUAAGAGUGUUAGAAUGUUAAACUGCAGCUCAAACACUGAGACAUUGUUGCAAAUUGAUUCUUAAACUUUAGCAUUUCGACAAUAUUUAGUUUAUUGAGCAGUGCUAUUAUACUGUUGAAUUUUUCCCAGUAAAUCCAAUAAUCUUUCUGCAUUGGUUUCUACUUUCAAACUUGUGAAAUGGUUAGUCACUUCGGUUACUUGUCGCCUAGUCAAAGCAUACUCCACUUUCCUACGCGGAAUAGCAAUUUGCUGUAUAAAUAAAACGAGUGAGACGCAUCUGGCGUGAAAUAGCUUACCAAAAUGGACAAACUACAUUUACAUUCUUACAUAGUUAUUAUUAUACGCCGUCGGUACGAGCAGUGUUAUCAUGCAUAAACUCAACACAACAAGAAAACAGCCGCAACCAAUGCAAGUUCGCCGUGUACUUAUUAACAAAGUUUUUGUACCUUAAACUCAAACGAAUCCUUCAACGGUUGUUCCAUGCACUAUUACAUCUUCCAGUCUGUGAUGCGUAUGGGCGUUCUAGGGCGGGAAACGUAAAACACAUAAACAGCCGUCAGUGGAGGCACCAAAUCACAACAGCAGAAAAGAAAUAAUUAGUCAGCUUUAUUAAUCUCUCUUAUCUAUCUCAAAACGAAGGACGCACAGCCCGAAGAAAGGAAAAACUCUUAUCUCAAAACAUACCAAUCAAGUAUUUGCAUCGCAUAAAAUGACAGACAAAAAAAACUUCUAAAAAUGACGAACGAGAAAAGUGGCGCGAGGCGGUGAAAAAAGGGUAACAGUUCUCUUCUAUCGUAUUUUUGCUUGUUACGAGAACGCUCACAAACCGUAAAUCGGCCGCGUUAACAGUUGUAGUACAUGAUCGAAUUAUUUUUCUUUGACGAAGUUCUAAAGUGUUCCUUCUUUUCCAGUAAUCAACCAUUCCAGUAACCUUUGGUUGACUGUGGCUAGUUUAUCCGAUCGCAAUAAUUUGGCAAACCUAACGUAGGACUCUAGUGGUUCGAUUGCGACGUUCAUCACUGAAUAAGUAGAGAAUCCGAUGUUUAAAUUAAAGGAAAGCCACACAUCGCAGUACGCGCGACCGUACUGGAAUGCAACGUGUUCGCACGCGAGAUAGGCCGUUUAAAAGAGAGAAUGCCGGUGUUUGAACGAUGAGCGCGAAACGUUGCAUGAAGAUUGUGAUAUCCCUGUGACUGAAAGUGGUGACCGGAGCAGCAUUGUUCGCAUUGUUUUUCCAUCACUGCCAUGUAAAACAUACAAAAACCGAAACCUAAACGGAAGGAAACAUUCAAACGAAACUCACAAACACAGUUUAAAAUAGAUCUCCUUCCUUUAUCAAAUCAAUGAAAACUCAGGAAGCAGUUCAACAUGCGCCUAGGUCUAAAUAAUCCAUUGUGCGACGUCCAUCGACCAGUGGCACAAGAACGGCCUGGAGAAGAGUUUGCACAACCCAAUCUACGCCGAACGAUGCAACCACAUCGCGAAACAAUGUCGUUAAUGUUCUAAACUGCACUUACGAUCGCCUAGUCAAACAAAUCGAACUAAAUAAGUAACACGAGGCUAAAACAAAACCCUUUCGUACCCGAGGUAAUCUCUGCUAAUGUAAGCGAACAGUGUUUGAAGCGCGUUAUCAACUUCGUCGGUUUUCCAUUCCCCUCGAAAUAUCCUGCCGUUUACGAUCCUCGCUUUUCGGCGGACAGCGAAACGUGUCCGUGAAGGAACUCAAUCAUACUUACGCACGUGGUCAAACCGACUCCUUGCCCGUUUAGAUCCGUUCGAAUGGUUUUGUUCUUAAACUGUUGAAUAGAAAAAUAUUGCAUUACAAUAGUGAAACACAUACACAAGCUAAACCCGAUAACAGGAUACCGAUAAACAAAAAUCAUUUAGAAGAUACAAUGGGAGGACGGUUAAUGUUUAAGAAAAUGGGGAUAUAUAUAUACACAGAAGAAAAAAAACCGAAAGAACCAACAAUUAAGAUCGAAUCCAGAUUUUUUCUUAAACAUAGACGCAUAGUACGGAA